CCAUGGGCCGCGCCUCGACCGCUUCCCGAUCUUCUGACUACAAUGCCGUAGCCGAGCUCGACUGGCCCUUUGGUAAGGUAGAUGGCAUAGACCAGGAUGAUCUCAGGGAAACGGCUUACGAGAUUUUCUUCACAACAUGCCGGUCGUCACCUGGUUUCGGGGGGAGAAAUGCGCUGACAUACUAUCCCACGGCGCAAGAGAGCACGGAGGGAGGCGGAGGAGGAGGAGGUGGAGGAGGUGGUAGCGUAGGGAUCACGAGGGCAACCGGAGGAGGCUUGGUGGGGAUGAGUAGGUUAAAGAGGGCCCUUGGGUUGAAGACGGUAAAGCGGUUGUCGUUUAGAAGGACGGUGUCAAUGGUCGGGACGCCGGCAAACCCAUCAUCGCCGAGAGGGUUAAACUCGGCCAAUAUAUCAUUGUCGGCGCCACCACCGACGAAGUUUAGGCGGCCCAUGACGUCGGCAGAGAUUAUGAGGCAGCAAAUGAGGGUGUCGGAGGAGAGUGACAAUCGGCUUAGGAAGACGCUCAUGAGAACUCUCGUUGGCCAGAUAAGUCGAAAAGCAGAGACAAUAAUUCUCCCUCUUGAGCUCCUGCGCCAUCUAAAACCAUCAGAAUUCCAUAAUCCCCAUGAGUACAGUAUUUGGCAGAAGAGGCAAUUCAAAGUGCUAGAAGCAGGUCUCCUCCUAUAUCCAUCCAUCCCACUAGAAAAAUCCAACUCCUUUGCAAUGCGUCUUCGAGAUAUCAUCAGAGCAAGCGAGAUCAAGACUGUCGAUACCGGCAAGAACUCCGAAACGAUGAAAACAAUAUCCGUUUGUGUGGUCUCAUUAGCAUGGAGAAAUGACAAUGGAUCAUCCAAUGAUGUUUGCCAUUGGGCUGAUGGCUUCCCUCUUAAUAUCCACCUCUACCUCACCCUCCUGCACUCCAUCUUCGACCUCAAGGACGAAACACUUGUCCUCGACGAGAUAGAUGAGUUGUUAGAGCUCAUGAAGAAGACAUGGUCCACUCUAGGAAUCAACAAGCUCAUCCACAAUGUGUGCUUCACUUGGGUCCUAUUUCAACAAUAUGUUGCUACUGCAGAAUCUGAACAAGACCUGUUAUGUGCUUCUAUUGCAAUGUUAGCCGAAGUGGCCAACGAGGCCAAGAGAGCUGAUAAGGAUGUUCUAUACAAUAAGAUUUUGUCGUCGGUAUUGACAUCAAUACAAAGGUGGGCGCAGAAGAAGCUAUUAGAUUAUCAUGAGAAUUUUCAGACAAGUGGAAUUGGGUUGAUGGAGAGUGUUCUGCCUCUAUCACUGUCUGCUGCAAGGAUUUUGGAAGAAGACCCUUCAGCUUUGGGGCUAGAGAAAUCCAAUCUAGCCAUGGAGUCAUCAGGGAAUCGGAUGGAUUAUUACAUAAGAUCUUCCAUGAGGAAUGCAUUUGCCAAACUUUUGGAAAAUGGAAAAGCCAAUAGCAUGGAUGCCGAAGUUGCAGAAGAGGCAAGUGAAGCUCUCCUUCAAUUGGCUCAAGAAACAGAGGACUUAGCAAUGAAGGAGAAAGAGACCUUCAGUCCCAUGCUGAAGAGAUGGCACCCAAUUGCAGCCGGAGUUGCAGCAGUGAGCCUCCACAAUUGCUACGGAACCGUGUUGAAACAGUACUUGUCUGGGGUGUCCAUGCUCACCAACGACACCAUUCUGGUGUUGCAGAGAGCUGGAAAACUAGAGAAGGUUCUGGUUCAGAUGGUGGUUGAAGACUCAGUGGACUGUGAAGAUGGAGGCAAAGCCAUUGUAAGGGAAAUGCAUCCCUAUGAAGUUGAAACCAUUAUCUUGAGCCUUUUAAAAACAUGGAUUGAUGAAAGGUUGAGGAGAGGGAAGGAGUGUGUUCGUAGAGCUAAAGAAACUGAGACAUGGAAUCCCAAAUCAAAAUCAGAGCCAUACGCGCAAUCAGCCUUGGAGCUAAUGAGGUUGGCCAAGGAAACUGUGGAUGAUUUCUUUGAAAUUCCAAUUGAAAAUUCUGAGGAUCUAGUGCAAGAUCUCUCCGAUGGCUUAGAACUUCUCUUCCAGGAGUACUCUACCUUUGUUGCAUCAUGUGGAUCAAAGCAAAGCUAUAUCCCUGCACUUCCCCCUUUAACCAGAUGCAACCGAGGCUCAAAACUCCAAAAUUUGUUGAGGAAAGCGACUCCUUGCAAAGUUGGGAUAGAGGAUAUGGAUUUCCAGCCCGGAGGAUCUACAGAUGGUGACCAUCCUCGUCCCUCCACAAGCCGUGGGACACAACGCCUCUAUAUCAGGCUCAACACCCUUCACUAUCUCUUCUCCCACCUCAACUCCUUGGACAAGACCCUCUCUCUCCCACCUCGUGCAAACCCAAUGCCCCGCAACCACCGCUUCUCCACCUCUCCUUCUCACUUGGACCUCGCUCGCUCCUCCAUCCACGCAGCCACUCAACAUGUCUCAGAGGUGGCUGCUUACCGUCUCAUCUUCCUUGAUUCUAAUUCUGUUUUCUAUGACAGUCUCUAUGUGGGAGACAUUGUGAAUUCUCGCAUACCCCCUGCAUUGCGGAUACUCAAGCAGAAUUUGGCACUCUUGGCAGCAAUUCUCACCGACCGGGCGCAGCCAUUGGCAAUUAAAGAAGUAAUGAAAGCCUCCUUUGAGGCCUUCCUCAUGGUACUUCUUGCUGGGGGAAGUGGUCGGGUAUUCUCCAAGUUGGAUCAUGAGAUGAUUUUGGAGGAUUUUGAGAGCCUUAAGCGCAUAUUCUGUACCUAUGGUGAAGGACUAGUGGCAGAGGAUGUGGUGGAGAAGGAAUCAGAUAAGGUGGAGGGAGUGUUGGCAUUGAUGAAUCAAUCAACAGAACAAUUGGUGGAAGACUUCAGCAUUGUGGCUUGUGAAGCAAGUGGGUUAGGGGGGGUGUCUGCAGGGCAGAAGUUGCCAAUGCCUCCAACCACAGGGAGGUGGAACAGAGCAGACCCAAAUACGAUCUUGAGAGUUCUGUGCCAUAGGAAUGACAGCGCGGCUAAUCGAUUCCUGAAGAAGACAUUUCAAUUGGCAAAGAGGAGAUGAAGCUCU
Messenger RNA from Telopea speciosissima, 3032 nucleotides. RefSeq names its product protein unc-13 homolog. Lineage: Eukaryota; Viridiplantae; Streptophyta; Magnoliopsida; Proteales; Proteaceae. Bases 3 to 3026 code for a protein of 1007 amino acids. The transcript is spliced from 5 exons. The record is from RefSeq and is a predicted model, not a curated record.